Messenger RNA from Cyclopterus lumpus (lumpfish), 6126 nucleotides. RefSeq names its product PX domain containing serine/threonine kinase (gene pxk). The record is from RefSeq and is a predicted model, not a curated record. Gene Ontology annotation, biological process: protein targeting to lysosome; early endosome to late endosome transport; endosome to lysosome transport. Lineage: Eukaryota; Metazoa; Chordata; Actinopteri; Perciformes; Cyclopteridae. The transcript is spliced from 18 exons. Gene Ontology annotation, molecular function: ATP binding; phosphatidylinositol binding; protein kinase activity. The coding region runs from base 134 to 1885 and encodes 583 amino acids. Gene Ontology annotation, cellular component: early endosome; extrinsic component of endosome membrane; late endosome.
CAUCCUGGUUACAGUAAAGCUAAGCUAACCAGCCAGCGGUGAGUUCGCUUCUCCCGGGCAGGUCGGCGUUCCUCCUCCUCCUCCCCGGCGGCUUCGGUCCGCGACACACGGACGUUUGAGAGCCAGUGUUUCGAUGUCUUUCAUGGAGAAGCCGAGCCCCGGCAGGCUGCUGCUGGACGACACCGUGCCCCUGACGGCGGUGAUCGAAGCCAGCCAGAACCUGCAGUCCCACACGGAGUACAUUGUCAGAGUCCAGAGGGGCGUGUCUUCAGAGAACAGCUGGCAGGUGAUUCGGCGCUACAGUGACUUUGAUGUCCUCAACAGCAGCCUGGUGGUUUGUGGCAUCGGCCUCCCGCUUCCUCCCAAGAAGCUCAUUGGAAACAUGGACCGGGAGUUCAUCGCGGAGAGGCAGAGAGGACUACAGGCUUUCCUGGACUCCAUUACCCAGCAUCCUUUGCUUUCCAGCUCCCUGACGGUCAAGAAAUUCCUCGACCCAAACAACUACUCUGCCAACUACACAGAGAUCGCCCUGCAGCAGGUCUCCAUGUUCUUCCGGUCGGACCUGAAGUGGGAGGUCCUGGAGCCGCUCAAAGACAACGGCUGGAGGAUCAGGAAGAAAUACGUGCUCAUCAAGAACAAGGAGCAGCCCAAAGAGAGGUAUCUGCUGAGCUGGGUGGAUCUGGGUCCUGACAAGUUCCUGUCCGACAAAGACCUGCAGUCAGCAAUGAAGCUGCUCACCAGCCUGUCUACUCCGUAUCUCUGUCCACUGGUGUUCUCCAGCACCAGUGAGUCCUCGGCUCUGCUCAUCCGGCCCUUCAGUGAGAGAGGCUCUCUGAGAGACCACAUCUAUAAGGUGAAACCCACAGAGAGUUACCUGAAGAAGUACUGCAACCCCAAGAAGAGUCAGGGCCUCCAACUGCAGCACAUCAAGCUGUACGGCCGGCAGAUCCUGGAGGGCCUGAAGCUUCUUCACGGCUCCGGCGUGUUCUUCGGUCACCUGCACGCCUCCAACGUCAUCGUGGACGACGGCGUGUGUCGGCUGAUCGACGUAGAGAACGGCGUGCUGGGCGUCCCCUCCGUGCUGCGACCCGCCUUCGCCCAGCUCCGGAAGAUCAACACCACCGAGAGCAUCGACGUCUUCUGCUUCGGACAUUUACUCUACGAGAUGACGUACGGGCGCCCGCCGGACGGCAUCCCCGUCGAUCAAUACCCCGCUGUCCCCGACAGCGCUGUGGCGUCAGUGCUGCAGUCCAUUUUGUCCACAGAAGCCUGUAAGAACGGGAUGCCCACCGUGUCGCAGCUCAUCCAGACACCGCUCUUCAGUGACGUCCGGCUCCAACACUCAGAAAAGCUCCAGAUCAAAGUUCCCAGCCGGCUAAAAGAGGCGCUGAAGGCUGCGAAGGAGAGUCUGGAGAGGAGGCUGCAGGAGGAGCAGAGAGUGAUCCACCAGCACAGGAGGCUGACCAGAGCUCGCUCGCACCACGGCUCGGAGGAGGAGAGGAAGAGGAGGAAGGUUCUGGCGAGGAAGAAGUCCAGACAGUCGGCUUAUGAAAACGAAGAAGACGUCUCGGUCAGAAACAACAACAACUCUGGUUCUGGAGCCAGUUCCCCUCCCACAUGCCCCUCCUCCCCCACCCCCCCAUCCACCACAGGAGCCCUGACUGCUCCUCCCCCUCCUCCUCCUCUUCCUCCUCCUCCGACGCUGGACUCCUCCUCCUCCUCCUCUCCUCCUCCUCCGUCCUCCUCUGACGCGGCGGGAGGAGGAGGAGGAGGAGGAGGAGGAGGAGGAGGAGGUCGCAACGCCUUGCUGAGCUCCAUCCAGGCCUUCAGUAAGGGCAAACUGAAGAAGGCCGAGGUCGCCGACGGCAACCGACCCGUCAUCUGACCCCGCCCAUCUCCAUCUGACCCCGCCCACCUGACCUCGAACAGGAAGAAGAAAGAAAGGAAAAACGCCACGACGGCGACCCGGGCCGACCCCCGCUGGCUCUGCACUGUGGUCGGGAACGGUUCACAACGUCGCUCCCUUGAGAUGUGAAAAGGAAUCACUAACACACACACAAAAAAAAAGAAAGAAAUUACAAGUACCGUUUUACUUUUUAUUGCUAUUUCUGCUUCUUUUUUUUUCUUUCUUUUUUUUCUCCUGCUGCUUUUACAUUUUUAAAAUCUGUUGCUGUGGUUAGAAAGAGGAGAGGAUGUGGUGGGGGGAGGGGCCACCUCAAUCCUCCCUUAAAAAAUACUCUGGACGGUCCGAGGCGCCGAGCUUUGUGCUUCUCUUCUGCUCGUCAAGGUGGCGGUUGAAUGUUUUUUCCAUUUUAAGUUUUGGAGCCGCUUCGUGGUGAAGUCGAGUCUCCCGGAUCCUAAAUGUCUGAAUGUCGGCGCUCCGGCACCGAUGACGCCGUCUGAUCCAAACUCCGGCUUUCCCCUCUUGGAGAACCUCUCGUGACGCUUCACCGCACAAACAAACAAACAAACAAAAACGACGCAAUCACUCAAAUCAAUGUCGUCAUUUUUGUCUAGAAUUAUGUUCCUAAAAAACACACUUUUCUUAAAUGCAUAAGAACAAUUCUGGGAGAAAACAAACAAAUAAUACACUUUAUUUAUUUUUGUUGCUCACCUUCAAUUAAAGACUAAAUGGAAACGGAAAGAAGAAGAUUUAUACAUCUUUAGAAAAAGUACAAAUGUACUAUAUAUUGCAUAUUUUUUAAGAUGUAUAAAUCUUUUUCUGGAAUUUAUUUUUUUUUUUUUAAAGUUGUGCUCCAAUUUGGAUGCAAACUUGACCGAAUCGUCGUGUAAACAAUCCCAACGUCACGCCGUAGUUCUCACUACGGGGAACCGGAGAGGCCCGACGUGGAACACCUCCUUCUGCCUCUUUAGUUCUCACUACGGGGAACCGGAGAGGCCCGACGUGGAACACCUCCUUCUGCCUCUUUAGUUCUCACUACGGGGAACCGGAGAGGCCCGACGUGGAACACCUCCUUCUGCCUCUUUAGUUCUCACUACGGGGAACCGGAGAGGCCCGACGUGGAACACUUCCUUCUGCCUCUUUAGUUCUCACUACGGGGAACCGGAGAGGCCCGACGUGGAACACCUCCUUCUGCCUCUUUAGUUCUCACUACGGGGAACCGGAGAGGCCCGACGUGGAACACCUCCUUCUGCCUCUUUAGUUCUCACUACGGGGGAACCGGAGAGGCCCGACGUGGAACAGUUCCUUCUGCCUCUUUAGUUCUCACUACGGGGAACCGGAGAGGCCCGACGUGGAACAGUUCCUUCUGCCUCUUUAGUUCUCACUACGGGGAACCGGAGAGGCCCGACGUGGAACACUUCCUUCUGCCUCUUUAGUUCUCACUACGUGGAACCGGAGAGGCCCGACGUGGAACACUUCCUUCUGCCUCUUUAGUUCUCACUACGUGGAACCGGAGAGGCCCGACGUGGAACACUUCCUUCUGCCUCUUUAGUUCUCACUACUGGGAACCGGAGAGGCCCGACGUGGAACACUUCCUUCUGCCUCUUUAGUUCUCACUACGGGGAACCGGAGAUGCCCGACGUGGAACACUUCCUUCUGCCUCUUUAGUUCUCACUACGUGGAACCGGAGAGGCCCGACGUGGAACACUUCCUUCUGCCUCUUUAGUUCUCACUACGUGGAACCGGAGAGGCCCGACGUGGAACAGUUCCUUCUGCCUCUUUAGUUCUCACUACUGGGAACCGGAGAGGCCCGACGUGGAACACUUCCUUCUGCCUCUUUAGUUCUCACUACGGGGAACCGGAGAGGCCCGACGUGGAACACUUCCUUCUGCCUCUUUAGUUCUCACUACGGGGGAACCGGAGAGGCCCGACGUGGAACACUUCCUUCUGCCUCUUUAGUUCUCACUACGGGGGAACCGGAGAGGCCCGACGUGGAACACUUCCUUCUGCCUCUUUAGUUCUCACUACGUGGAACCGGAGAGGCCCGACGUGGAACACUUCCUUCUGCCUCUUUAGUUCUCACUACGGGGAACCGGAGAGGCCCGACGUGGAACAGUUCCUUCUGCCUCUUUAGUUCUCACUACGUGGAACCGGAGAGGCCCGACGUGGAACACUUCCUUCUGCCUCUUUAGUUCUCACUACGGGGGAACCGGAGAGGCCCGACGUGGAACACUUCCUUCUGCCUCUUUAGUUCUCACUACUGGGAACCGGAGAGGCCCGACGUGGAACACUUCCUUCUGCCUCUUUAGUUCUCACUACGGGGAACCGGAGAGGCCCGACGUGGAACAGUUCCUUCUGCCUCUUUAGUUCUCACUACGUGGAACCGGAGAGGCCCGACGUGGAACACUUCCUUCUGCCUCUUUAGUUCUCACUACGUGGGAACCGGAGAGGCCCGACGUGGAACACUUCCUUCUGCCUCUUUAGUUCUCACUACUGGGAACCGGAGAGGCCCGACGUGGAACACUUCCUUCUGCCUCUUUAGUUCUCACUACUGGGAACCGGAGAGGCCCGACGUGGAACACUUCCUUCUGCCUCUUUAGUUCUCACUACGGGGAACCGGAGAGGCCCGACGUGGAACACUUCCUUCUGCCUCUUUAGUUCUCACUACGGGGAACCGGAGAGGCCCGACGUGGAACACUUCCUUCUGCCUCUUUAGUUCUCACUACGGGGAACCGGAGAAGCCCGACGUGGAACACUUCCUUCUGCCUCUUUAGUUCUCACUACGGGGAACCGGAGAAGCCCGACGUGGAACACUUCCUUCUGCCUCUUUAGUUCUCACUACGUGGAACCGGAGAGGCCCGACGUGGAACACUUCCUUCUGCCUCGCGUCAAGACUUUGGCUGCUGAACGCGGCGCAACGUGAAGGCGGCGUGCCGCUGCCUCGCUCUCAUUGGACACCGCUGCCUCGCUCUCAUUGGACACCGCGGCCUCGCUCGGCGACGUCCAACCUGCACUUUCGUGUGUGUGUGAGACUCUGGUCAGACGUCGGUUCUGCGGCUCGUAUCCACGGCGACGAGCCUGGUCGGCUCUGAUUUGUAUUCGGGGUCUGAAAUUCUCCAGCAGCAUCUUUACCGAUUUAUUUGAGAUGUUUUUGGGGUUUUAAAUGAUUUUUAGCUUCUUUGCACCACAAUAAAUGUGUAUUUUUUUUUUUUAUAUAUAUAUAUAUAUAUACCCCCGUUCUGCUGCUUGUGCACGUUUUUGUUUCGGCCCCUGCUGAUCACGUCACACGUCUUGUUUUAAGAUUUUCUUCUUUCUCUGAAAAUGAACUUGCUACAGAGAGAAAAAUCUAUUUUUAUUUUAUUAAUUCAUAGCCGUGUGCUCAUGUUGCAGGGUUCUGGGUUUGAGUUUGUUAAAUAAGCUUUUAUAAACCGGUGUUCUUCUUAAAAUGACACUUUAAAUCUAUUCUCUGUGUGGAAACCCGAUUGGAGGUUGUGGUGUAACUUGGUUCAAGCCUUAAAUAAUCUAGUGGUUAUUAUAAAUUCACGAUAAUAUUACGGGUGUGUUUUUAUCAAUGGAUCUUGAGUUUUCUUCUUUCUUUUUUUUUUUAAAGAUGAGCAAAAGGGACUAAAAGCACAUGACAAGGUUCACUUCUCUCCACCAGCCAGAUAUUCAAUUCAAUUCAAUUCAAUUUUAUUUUGUAAUAUCGGUUAAUAUUCAAGUCAUCAGACCGAACUGGAUCAGAUUAGAUGUGCGCGUGUGUCUUUUUAUCUAUAAAUGCAUCACAAAGGAAUGAUUUUAAAGUCAAUACAUUGAUCUCUCUGCAGCAAGUUUUACACAAAAAAUCACCUGAAAGAAGGAAAUCAAUCGUUUUGUGAAACCAUGGCAACGUCGUCGUCGUCCUUCAUGAGACGUCCGUUGAGGGUUAAUUUCAGACCCUUAUUGUGUUGAUUCCUGUUUUUUUUUUUUUGCUUUUCUUUUAAUUCUGUUGUAUUUUAAUGUCUGUCGUCAUAGAGAUUAUUUUUAUUGUAUUGUGCCAUAUGGAUCUUUUGUGCCUCUGGAAAAAUGAAUGUUUCUUUUUGUUGAAAUAUUGUGUGUGUGAUAUGUUAAUACAGAUAAUCUGUCCGUAUGAGGGUAUUGACACUUUAGCACAGGAUGUUAUGUUAUUGGCCCGAGUUUCUGAUUACUUUUCAUGGUUUGGUCAAUAAAAUAAGGAAAAAUGUUUA